AGUAAAGUGAUAAAUAUAAAUAUUCUAUUGUCCUGAUUGUAGUUAAAAUCCACGAAUAUUACAGACAUUGACAAAAAAUGAAUCUUACCGUGGCACGACAAAAAUUCUCCCUCGCCGGAAUUCGUUAGUGUUGCACAUCCGUCAAACAACUCGUGUGACAGUAACCUAGAAAAUUGGCGGUUACAACAAACUAGUGUGCUGCAUUUGCCCAAAAUUUUCAAAAAUGGCCUCAAAACUGCCGCCCAAGAAGUCGCAGAGCAGUGGGCCCCCAUUCGUAGGCAUCAGGUUUUGUCAAGAAUGCAACAACAUGCUGUACCCGAAAGAGGACAAGGCGAAGAAAAUACUGUUGUACGCAUGCAGGAAUUGCAAUUACAAACAACGAGCCGAUUCCAACUGCAUCUUUGUCAACAGAAUUAUGCACGAAAUUAACGAAUUGUCUCACAUUGUGCCGGACGUCAUCUCCGAUCCGACCAUGCCGAAGGCUGACAAUCGUCCGUGCCCAAAAUGUACCAACAGGGAAGCUGUGUUCUUUCAAGCACAGACCAGACGAGCUGAGGAAGAAAUGAGGCUCUAUUACGUAUGCACAAAUGCACUAUGUGUUCACAGGUGGACUGAAUAAUACAUAUAUUUCAUGUUAAGAUAAGUAACAUAUUUUUCACUUAUAAC
Aethina tumida (small hive beetle) is the source of this 666-nucleotide messenger RNA. RefSeq names its product DNA-directed RNA polymerase II subunit RPB9-like. The record is from RefSeq and is a predicted model, not a curated record. The coding region runs from base 224 to 619 and encodes 131 amino acids. Gene Ontology annotation, cellular component: RNA polymerase II, core complex. The transcript has a single exon. Gene Ontology annotation, molecular function: nucleic acid binding; DNA-directed RNA polymerase activity; zinc ion binding. NCBI's taxonomy places the organism in Eukaryota, Metazoa, Arthropoda, Insecta, Coleoptera, Nitidulidae. Gene Ontology annotation, biological process: transcription-coupled nucleotide-excision repair; DNA-templated transcription; maintenance of transcriptional fidelity during transcription elongation by RNA polymerase II.